AUGCCCGGGUUUAUUGACCCCCGAAUGGCCAGCGUCAAGCCCCGCAUCCGCUACAACACCAUUGGAGGCAUUAACGGACCGCUGGUCGUCCUCGACAAUGUCAAAUUCCCCCGCUACAAUGAAAUUGUCUCACUGACACUGCCCGAUGGCACGGAGCGUUCCGGUCAAGUGUUGGAGGCUAGCGGAAACCGAGCUAUUGUGCAGGUGUUUGAGGGCACUUCGGGUGUUGAUGUGAAGAAGACUAAAGUCGAGUUCGCUGGUCACAGUUUGAAACUUGGUGUGUCUGAGGACAUGCUAGGCCGUAUAUUCGAUGGUUCAGGACGUGCAAUCGACAAGGGCCCCAAAGUACUUGCGGAAGACUACUUGGACAUCAACGGCCAGCCUAUUAACCCCUACACCCGGGUCUAUCCUGAGGAGAUGAUUUCUACUGGUAUCUCUGCUAUCGAUACUAUGAACUCGAUUGCUCGUGGUCAGAAGAUUCCUAUCUUCUCCGCCGCCGGUCUUCCUCAUAACGAGAUCGCAUCGGCUAUCGCUAGACAGGCGAGUCUAGUUCGGCCUACUAAGGAUGUCCAUGAUGGCCACGAAGAGAACUUCUCCAUCGUUUUUGCUGCUAUGGGUGUUAAUAUGGAGACCGCUCGAUUUUUCACUCCCAACGAUCCGACUAUCGAGCGUAUUAUCACUCCUCGUUUAGCUUUGACAACUGCUGAAUACUACGCCUACCAGCUCGAGAAGCACGUUCUUGUUAUUAUGACUGACCUCUCGGCUUAUUGUGAUGCUCUACGAGAAGUCUCUGCUGCCCGUGAAGAAGUCCCUGGCCGCCGUGGUUAUCCUGGUUAUAUGUAUACGGAUUUGGCGAGUAUCUACGAGCGUGCUGGUCGUGUUGAGGGUCGUAAUGGUUCUAUUACUCAGAUCCCGAUUUUGACUAUGCCUAACGAUGGUAUGGGCUCUCCUCUCCUUAUCUUUGACUUUGAAGGGCAAAUUUUCAUUGACCGCCAAUUGGCUAACAAGGGUAUAUACCCACCGAUCAACGUUCUACCGUCACUUUCUCGCCUCAUGAAAUCUGCUAUUGGCGAGGGCCGCACGCGUAAGGAUCAUUCAGAUGUAUCUAACCAGCUCUACGCGAAGUACGCUAUCGGUCGUGAUGCUGCCGCUAUGAAGGCCGUUGUUGGCGAAGAAGCCCUCUCUGCCGAAGAUAAACUUUCUCUGGAGUUCCUGGAAAAGUUCGAGCGUACAUUUAUUAGCCAACCUUCCCACGAAUCUCGCAGCAUUUACGAGUCUCUGGACAUCGCCUGGAAUCUACUCCGAAUUUACCCAAGGGAGCUCCUAAACCGUGUGCCCAAGCGUACUCUUGAUGAGUUUUACGCCCGUUCCGCUCGCAAGGUUGCUAGCAAGGAUACCCGCGACAACUCGGGCGAGGAGCAGGAUACCACUGCGCAGCAGAAUACCAACCUUAUUGAUGCGUAA
Messenger RNA from Penicillium expansum, 1464 nucleotides. RefSeq names its product H(+)-transporting V1 sector ATPase subunit B. Gene Ontology annotation, biological process: ATP metabolic process; proton transmembrane transport. The coding region runs from base 1 to 1464 and encodes 487 amino acids. The transcript is spliced from 9 exons. The record is from RefSeq and is a predicted model, not a curated record. Lineage: Eukaryota; Fungi; Ascomycota; Eurotiomycetes; Eurotiales; Aspergillaceae. Gene Ontology annotation, molecular function: ATP binding.